UUUGGACAUUACGAAAGGUGAGUCGAGGAAAACAACGAAAAUGAAGUGAUGUUCUAGACGUGAGAUCUUACAGGAAAGUUGAGAAUCUGUAGAACCACGCCAUGGCGGCGCAUCGACGGUUCAAUAUCCCUCUGCAUUCCAACGAUGCAUUGAAAACUAUGAACGAUCUGCGAAGAAAAGGUGAACUAUGCGACGUAGUUCUCCAUGUCGACGGUCGACAAUUUCCCGCGCACAGAAUUGUUCUCGCUGGAGCCAGUUCUUACUUACGAGCCAUGUUUACAAAUGGUAUGUUGGAAAGUGGCAUGAAAGACAUUAAACUACAAGGCGUUGAAGCGAGUGUAAUGGAGGGAUUACUCGAUUUUGCUUAUACAGGAGCCAUCGAUAUCAGUGUGGAGAACGUACAGGCGCUUUUAUCUGCCGCUUCGUUGUUAAACCUGCAGAGCCUGAGAACAGUUUGUUGUGGUUUUCUUCAGACACACCUAGAUGCUACGAACUGUCUCGGUAUCCGAGCAUUUGCAGAUCUCUAUUCGUGUUCAGAACUUGAAGAAGCUGCUUAUCGAUUUGUACGUCAACACUUCCUGGAUGUAGCGAAAGGUGAAGAAUUUUUACAAAUGCCAAAACAAGCCUUGAGGAAUCUUCUUCGCGAAGACCUACUUCAGGUUCGUUCUGAGAAUCAAGUGUUUGAGGCAGUGGAGGCGUGGAUUUUACACGAUUUCUGUCGACGGAAGGAUUAUGCUGUGGAGCUCUUAAGUCACGUUAGGCUUCCUUUGCUAAGUCUCGAAUUUCUCGAAGCCCGAGUGUUUCCAUCAAAAAUUAUCAAGAACAAUGCGGAUUGUCAGCUCUUAUUGGCCAAAGUUCUAAACGAGAGCGCUCGUAAUUUGCCUCGUUACAUGACACUACCUCGAGCUCAACCGCAAGCCGUGUAUGUAAUAGGCGGACGAAAUGGUAUUGAUUGUCAGCUUUCAAGUUUAGAGAGAUAUGAUACAUUGACAAACCAAUGGAUCAUGCUGCAGAACAUGAAAUAUCCAAGAACUGCAGUUGGGGCUUGUAGCCUGAACGGAAUUCUUUAUGUGGUAGGGGGUGAGUGUGCCGUUAGUGCUCCUCAUGAUGACACUAUGUAUGUGCGACAUGCAGAAUGCUAUGAUCCGGCAGUGAAUCAGUGGAUUUCACUUGCUGACAUUGCCAUUCAGAGGUCAUUUAUUGCAGUGACGGCAUUGAAUGGUUAUGUUUAUGCUCUGGGAGGUGAAGACAGAACAUGCAGUUAUAACUAUGUAGAACGAUAUGACCCAAAAACAGAUCACUGGAGUACAGUUCAGUGUAUGCGAAGGAAGAGAUCUGGUGCAGGAGUUGCUGUUUGUGAUGGGAAGCUGUACAUUGCUGGAGGUUAUGAUCGAGGUGUUCACAGUGAUAGAGCAAGUGUUGAAUGCUAUGACCCUGAUACAGACACAUGGACAUUUGUAACAGAACUCGAAAAAGCACGCUCUGGCAUGUCAUUAGUGGCUCUCAACAACUACUUAUAUGCAUUGGGAGGUCGAAACAGAAGCACGGAUCAUUACUUUGAUCUUGCAGAAAGGUACAACACGCAGACCCAUCAAUGGCAGCCAGUUGCUCCAUUGAACACACCAAGGGCGUGGCCAUCAGUAGCAGUGUAUGACAAUAAGAUUUUUGUGUUAGGUGGAUUUGAUGGUGCUCACAGACUGUCCAGUGUUGAAGUGUACGAUCCAGAAACAGACACUUGGCGUUUUGUACAGGACAUGAACAUUUGCCGUGCGGGUUGUGGUGCAGCUGUGUUGUAAUUUGAAAGUGACAAGUAGGUGCACAACACUGGUUGUACAGGAGCCUGGAAAGUUCACCGUCAGGAUUUUAACCAGGAAAUUACUUUUUACAAUGUUUUUACCUAGUUGCAAAUUUGAUAGCAAAAAUCAACAGCAAAUAUCAAGGUGAGUUUUGUAUUGAAAAAGAUGACCAGUACACAAGGACAAAUUAGUUAAGGAGUGCUAUUGAAAAAAUGUAGACUGUCUUUGAAUUCAGCUUUAUUUUGAUGUUAUCGUUAGAAACGAGCUUGGCAGUAAGGCUUCCAUUUUCUGUAUGUUCAGAACUGUCAGUGUUGAACAAUGAAAAUGCCCCAGGAAUUCACAGUAGGUUUGUGUGUGUGACAGAAAGUGUUGUGCAGUUUGUUAAGGGACCUGAAAUAAGUACCACUAGCAUGGAAUUUUUUCCAAGAAUUUUCAAACAAUCUGUGAUUGUUAUGAUCACCGUGUUGCUGUGUAGCAGAUAACUGUCAUAAAUGCUGUAAAAAUACCCGCUAUCUUUUUUACUUAAGUAACAAGGAUCACACAGUGUGCAAUAAACUCCUCCUUCAACAACUGAG
Stylophora pistillata is the source of this 2371-nucleotide messenger RNA. RefSeq names its product kelch-like protein 28. The record is from RefSeq and is a predicted model, not a curated record. NCBI's taxonomy places the organism in Eukaryota, Metazoa, Cnidaria, Anthozoa, Scleractinia, Pocilloporidae. Gene Ontology annotation, molecular function: protein binding.